CUUGCUUUCUCUGUAAACUGAAAUUGUAUCCCUCUCACUCCAUUUUCUUUCUUCCUCUGCUUCUUGGUUCUUAAGCCUUCUGCCCCCGCCCACGGAACCCCCCCAGUUCAAUUUUCUAUUGUGAAUGACUAUCCUCUUCCAUCUUACAUAAAACCUAUUCAGCAACCAAUCAAAGUGAGGGUUUACCAUCCUCAAAGAAUUUACAGUCGGAAACAAGAGAGCUCUGUCACCCACGAAAUUACCGCAGAUCCGGUCUGAUCUUCAACCGGAUCUAAGCCGAAGAUUCAACCUUAACAACAAGCAACGGGCAACAUUUGCAAACCAUCGGAAGUCCCUGUGGUGUUGUCUGGGCAACCAAAUACUUUUUAAGGCCAGAACCAUCGGAAGUCUCUGUGGCCUUGUCUCGUUGUUUGUUUUGUCCAGGAUCUAAUGGUGAACUAUUUCUCGAGAAACACCAGACUCGAAAACCAUUCUGACGAACCACUGAAGGUAACUGCGACAGUGGAUCGCAUAUUUCAAUUGUUGGAUGACAUAAUCAUCCAACCGGGUGAGCACAGUUACAUUAGCUACGCCGAUUUGGGGAUUGAUUACAGUGGUGGACGUCUAGUAGAAGUGCUUUUUUACCUCGGAGACCGGCAGACGGAACCUAUAUUGACAUCGCAGAUAAGGGACCAUGCGAAAAUCAUAUUCUUCAAACGCGAGGAUGGAACCAUCGCCCACAAUCUGAUCCAGGGGAGUAUGAUCCAGAUGAACGGGAUGGUUAUAUCGAUGAAAGGCGCGGUGAAAAAGAUGAAGUCAUUUCUGAAGUAGAUUGGUUUCGAAUACCCGUUGGUGUGAUUGAACAUGACGACGACAAGCAUUCUACGUGAGUCCUUUAGCCUCGCGAGGGACUAACUAGUCUGUGGUUUUGUACCAGAGUCAUGGGAAGAGUGAUAGUCAUCGAAUGUUUCGUGUAUUUGUUGGUCAACAGUAUGUACAGCUAUAAAUUUAUUUUUAUAAAAUCAUUUUAUAUUACUUUUCAA
Messenger RNA from Carya illinoinensis, 1022 nucleotides. RefSeq lists its product as uncharacterized. The transcript is spliced from 3 exons. Bases 430 to 810 code for a protein of 126 amino acids. The record is from RefSeq and is a predicted model, not a curated record. NCBI's taxonomy places the organism in Eukaryota, Viridiplantae, Streptophyta, Magnoliopsida, Fagales, Juglandaceae.